Messenger RNA from Penicillium vulpinum, 591 nucleotides. RefSeq lists its product as uncharacterized. Bases 1 to 591 code for a protein of 196 amino acids. Gene Ontology annotation, molecular function: zinc ion binding. The record is from RefSeq and is a predicted model, not a curated record. The transcript has a single exon. NCBI's taxonomy places the organism in Eukaryota, Fungi, Ascomycota, Eurotiomycetes, Eurotiales, Aspergillaceae.
AUGGAUUCUAUUAAUUCUAUAAAUGCGUCCAAAGCUUCUUCUCAGAUCUUUAUUGAUCGUUUAAUAGCAGAAUUAACACCAAGACUUUCAAACCUGAAACCAUUGAUGUUGACAUUACAUUGUCUAUUCCCAAAUGACUUCCUCCCUGCACUUGAUAUUCUCGACCGCAAAUUAAUACGUCGAAUUAUACGCUCAGAUCAUGCCACAUCCCCAGAGGCAGCCCAAGAGGAUAUUUUCAUCGUGAUAUCUGCCUCGGCACCACCUCCACUCCCUUCAACAUCUUCAGAAGAAAAGGGUUAUGAGGUUCGGCUACGUGCCUGGAAUUGCAGCUGUCCUACAUUUACCUUAUCUGCGUACCGAGACUCUCCGCCUCCGGUGAAUCAUCCGACAAACGAUCAGGACCACUUGGCCUACUCAUUUGGCGGAACGCUAGCUCGUGGUACGGCUCGGAUAGCGCCUCCUACCUGCAAACAUAUUCUAGCCUGCAUUUUGCAUGCACGGUGCCCUGAGCUGUUCGGGGUUGAUGGAGAUGGCAGAUUCGUAGUUCCCAUGGAGGAAUUGGCAGGCUGGUGUGCUGGUUGGGGUGGUUGA